Messenger RNA from Vigna angularis (adzuki bean), 856 nucleotides. Its product is annotated as probable calcium-binding protein CML41. The transcript has a single exon. Gene Ontology annotation, molecular function: calcium ion binding; enzyme regulator activity. Lineage: Eukaryota; Viridiplantae; Streptophyta; Magnoliopsida; Fabales; Fabaceae. The coding region runs from base 56 to 631 and encodes 191 amino acids. The record is from RefSeq and is a predicted model, not a curated record.
CCACUUACAUAAACCUCACAAACCCAUUUGCUUUUUCUCCUUUCUCAUACCUCCAAUGGCUACGGAUACAAUUUUCAACCCUUCUAAGUGGUUCUCCUACAAAACUCUUAAGUUAAGCCUUCGUCGUCCAAGAUCAAGAUCCUCCAACUCACCAUCACAAUCGUCAACUGCUUCUCCACGAUCUCCCAUGUCAACAUGCACAACCCCAAAGAAGGAAGACAUCAACGGCCUGGUGGAAGCAUUUCGUCACUUUGAUGGUGAUGGAGAUGGGAAAAUCUCGGCCUACGAGCUUAGGUCGUAUUUUGGGUCCAUUGGGGAGCACGUGUCUCACGAGGAUGUCGAAGGGGUGAUCCAUGACCUGGAUUCCGAUGGGGAUAACAUGUUGGACUUGCAGGAUUUCACGAAGCUGAUGAAGAGAGAUGGUGAUGAGGGGGAUCUGAGAAAGGCUUUUGAGAUGUUUGUGUGGGAGAAAGAAGGGUGCGGUUGCAUCACCCCGAAGGGGUUGCAGAGGAUGUUGCACCGUCUUGGAGAUGACAGGUCCUAUGAUGAGUGUGUUGCCAUGAUUGGUGCCUUUGACAUUGAUCACAACGGUGUUCUUGAUUUCGAUGAGUUUUACCAAAUGAUGGCUUAGUCAAUUUAUAUAAUCCCUUCGUUUCUCUCUGCUUUGCAUCUUUUUCAUUUCAAUCCAAACCGUUUGCAAUGUUUAAUCGAUGAUGCUUCAAAACUUCAACAAAAAUUUUAUGUAAAUAUAUGUACAUGGAGGCCAUUUCAACUAUAAGUACUUGUUGUGUUCUGAAAUAAGGCACGUUUUAUAUAUUCAUAUUCUUAAGUGGUAAUAUAUUUGUCUUCUAUUUUA